UAUUAUCAAUAAAAAGGGAGGUCACUCGAACAAAUAAUCGGAAACAUUUCCUGGUUGAUAGAAGAAGGAUGAGUAGAAUAUAUGACAACAAACCAUUGCACAACUUGCCGGUGAUAAAUGUUGACAUUCCUGGUAAAUGGGAGCCUAAUCAAUAUUCAAGUGGAGAUGGAGUCAUUCUUGAGGGAAAUAUCAAAGGAAGGAGUCGAUUCAGUGUAACUGACAAAUCACAUUCAAAGUUCCGCUAUUACAUACUGCAUACAGAGGUACAGAGGGCCCACAGGAGAAAGUUUGAGAGUAAUGGCCGUGAAAUUGAGCCCAACUUUAGUGAAACCCACAAAGUGAGGACAGGCUACCUCAAUUCAUCUUACAAGGUUGAACCAAAAGGUCAGACUGAUAAACUAAGUACAGAUCAGGUCAAGGACAUAGUAUGUCAUGAUGACCUUACAAAGAUUACAUCACCCAGGUUACCUGAGGAAUGUACAGGCUGUCUAUCUCUAUGGUUACAGGAAAAUGAAAUGGAAAAAAUGGAACUGGAAGAAGGUGAAAUGAUCAGAGUAAAAACAUCAGGAAAUGGGCCAUUUAUCUGCAGCAUAACAAAAAUGGAUGCUGAGGCCAAGACAAAAGGAAAUUAUGCUGGGGGUGAAAAUGUGGGAGGCUCAUGGACUGAUAAAAUCAUGGGCAUGAAAUCCUCACAGCCCGCUGACACAAGUCAGGCAGAAGGGGUGGAUGAGGAUGAGUGGGAUGAUUAGCGAAUGUCCAAACUUCAGUUCUCCAACUUUUGUGGUUGGUGGUAGUUCUGUAAGCACCACGCCAGUCUAACAUAUUUAACACUGCCAUGACAAACUACCAAGACAAACAAUAUGUUAUAAACUGUUUAAACAUAACUAAUUUGUUGUAUUUCUUUGUUAAUCACUAUUUAUCCUUAACAAUACCCAGAUAUUAUUUAUUGUGCAAUAAAAAGUCAAAAGUUUUGAGUCAUCUUUA
Molecule: messenger RNA, 984 nt
Organism: Magallana angulata
Lineage: Eukaryota; Metazoa; Mollusca; Bivalvia; Ostreida; Ostreidae
Product: arpin-like
Exons: 6
Coding region: 69-749 (226 amino acids)
Biological process (GO): negative regulation of actin nucleation
Source: RefSeq, a predicted model, not a curated record